Molecule: messenger RNA, 2116 nt
Organism: Magnolia sinica
Lineage: Eukaryota; Viridiplantae; Streptophyta; Magnoliopsida; Magnoliales; Magnoliaceae
Exons: 16
Coding region: 486-1901 (471 amino acids)
Cellular component (GO): cytoplasm; membrane
Source: RefSeq, a predicted model, not a curated record
ACGACGCGUAAAGCCUUCCUUUGUGCCGAUGUCACAGUUUCUUCGCGCCCUCUCUCUCCCAUAAAUUCCUUCUCUUCCUUCUUCUCUCCCUCUGCAAAAUCCAACCUAGGUUUUCUCCGUCUUCUCUCCUCUUCUCCUUCUCUGGAGAGGUAGGGUUUAUUUCGAUCUCCUCUCCGGAUCUUUCCUGCAAUCUUCAUUCCGAAGUGUAACCCUCGAUCUUCCCCGCAAGUGUAGAUCAUCGAUACGAUCCUCAGAUCAGGAGAUGAAUUUGGAGAAAACGGAAGAUGAAGGGUUUUUCAGCGUGCAACAUCCACUUCAAUCUCUGGAACUCAUUAUCUGAACAUUUUAGUGGGUCCUGCUUUGGUUUCUCAUGGUUUAUUGGCACCGUAGAUGACCAUUGCUGGUCUGGCUCCCACUUAGUGGCACUCCUGGUCCUAAUAAGUGGCAGAGAUAAUUAAAAGCCAUCGUAUCUGCUACCUUCACCUAUGUUUGGAGUUCCUGCGGCGGGUUCUGCCAACAGCCCUCUACUACGACGUUCUGCUAGCAAACCUGUUGACCUUGGUUCAUCUGAACCAGGAAAUAGCAUCCAAGAAGGCUUAUUCUUUUCAGCAGAUGUUAAUGAAAUGAAAACUGGAAAUUCACCAAUGCACAGUGCUGUAAUAAUGCCAUCACCGCUUUUUCUAUGGAGAUUCAAGGUAUUACUCUUUCUCAUUUGGGGCUGCAGUUGUUGCAAGAUUAGUUGGGACUCUGUCAUGAGAAUGAGUGUGGAUUUACGGGAUUUAUUUCUUUACGAGGUUUUCUUGUAUUAUAACCCUCUUCUUCUUGUGACUAUGAUGGUUUGGCUUUGGGGAGUGAAUUUAUGGGUCUUUACUCAAUCUUCUGUGAACUAUUCAAAGAUAUUUGACCUUGAUAACACUUACCUUACACACAGAGAAAUAUGGAAGUGUGCCACUUGGAUGACAAUUGUUGUCCCAACUAGUAUGACUGCUUACCUUUAUCUCUAUUCUCAUGGAGAAGUGUCUUUGGCUGCAUCACAACCAGUAAUAUUAUAUGCUGCCGUUCUGAUGAUUCUCAUAUUCCCUUUUGAUAUUUUUUAUUUAUCAUCCCGGUACUACCUGAUGAGGACACUUUGGCGGAUAGCACUCCCAUUGCAGGCAAUAACAUUCGCCGACUUUUUCUUGGCUGAUAUUCUAACCUCAAUGGCAAAGGUAUUUUCAGAUUUGGAGCGUUCGGUCUGCCGGAUGGUCCAUCGACAGGUUGCGACAAUUGCAUGGUUUGAAGCUGAUUCUGUUUGUGGUAGCCACUCCAUUGCAAUCCCUUUUGUGCUUGUCUUUCCUUACAUGUGCCGUUUCUUCCAAUGCCUACGGCAGUACAAGGAUACUAAAGAGAAAACAUGCCUCUUGAAUGCUUUAAAAUAUUCGACGGCAGUUCCAGUGAUUUUUCUUUCAGCUCUUAAAUACCAUGUCUUCCCUGAUAGGUGGACAAACAUUUACCGCCCUCUCUGGCUUCUUUCAAGUGUUCUAAAUUCAUUAUAUUCAUUUUAUUGGGAUGUGACCCGUGACUGGGAUCUGAGUGUUUUCUCCCGAAUUUUCAAGUUCAAAAACCCAAAUUUAUGUUCCAACAUAUUAUAUGGACGGCAAUGGGUCUAUUACUGGGCAAUCAUAAGCAACCUAGUCCUUCGGUGCACCUGGACAUACAAGCUAUCAGCCCAUCUCCGUCACAAUUACCUGACUGUUUUCACGAUUACGGCCUUGGAGAUGCUUCGUCGCUUCCAAUGGGUUUUCUUCCGAGUUGAAAACGAGUGGAAUAAGAUGGCACUCAAGCCAAGCUUGCAGGUUUCUAUGAGCGACAUGCCAAAGGAGGAAGACAGACUCCUUGACUCGGCCAACCAUGUUGUAUAGACCCCAGUAUGAUGCCAACAUCUUAUUCAUUUUACUUGUUUCUCCAUGUUUUUUGUUUCCCCGAAGAGGGUCCCCCUUGUUUCUUGGUGAGGUUCAUUUUAUGAUCAUAAAUUUCCAUUUUUAGGAAGACAGGCGGGCCAAUCACAGUACAUACAUUGUUGUUGUUGUUGUACCUUUCUAUAUAGUUAAUUGAUUGUAGCUUUAUAUUUUGAUAA